AUGGCAUGGUACUGCAGCACUGGCCAGCAGCCAGGCCUGGAGGGAUGGACGCGAGAGAGACAAGCUCUCGUGUCCUGCAGGGCUCUGUACACAUACGAGGAUGGCUCGGAUGACCUCAAGCUUGCAGCAUCAGGAGAAGGGGGCUUGCAGGAGCUUUCGGGACACUUUGAGAACCAGAAGGUGAUGUACGGCUUCUGCAGUGUCAAGGACUCCCAAGCUGCUCUGCCAAAAUACGUGCUCAUCAACUGGGUGGGUGAAGAUGUGCCUGAUGCCCGCAAGUGCGCUUGUGCCAGCCAUGUGGCUAAGGUGGCUGAGUUCUUCCAGGGCGUCGACGUGAUCGUGAACGCCAGCAGCGUGGAAGACAUAGACGCAGGUGCCAUCGGGCAGCGGCUCUCCAACGGGCUAGCGCGGCUCUCCAGCCCCGUACUGCACCGGCUGCGGCUGCGAGAGGAUGAGAACGCAGAGCCCGUGGGCACCACCUACCAGAAGACAGAUGCAGCUGUGGAAAUGAAGCGGAUUAACCGAGAGCAGUUCUGGGAGCAGGCCAAGAAGGAAGAAGAGCUGCGGAAGGAGGAGGAGAGGAAGAAGGCCCUGGAUGAGAGGCUCAGGUUUGAGCAGGAGCGGAUGGAGCAGGAGCGGCAGGAGCAAGAGGAGCGCGAGCGGCGCUACCGGGAGCGGGAGCAGCAGAUCGAGGAGCACAGGAGGAAACAGCAGACUUUAGAAGCGGAAGAGGCCAAGAGGCGGUUGAAGGAGCAGUCUAUCUUUGGUGACCAUCGGGAUGAGGAGGAAGAGACUCACAUGAAGAAGUCAGAGUCGGAGGUGGAGGAGGCAGCGGCCAUUAUUGCCCAGCGACCUGACAACCCACGGGAGUUCUUCAAGCAGCAGGAAAGAGUCGCAUCAGCCUCUGCAGGCAGCUGUGAUGUGCCCUCGCCCUUCAACCAUCGACCAGGCAGCCACCUGGACAGCCACCGGAGGAUGGCGCCCACUCCUAUCCCCACGCGGAGCCCGUCUGACUCCAGCACCGCCUCCACCCCUGUUGCUGAGCAGAUAGAGCGGGCCCUGGAUGAGGUCACAUCCUCGCAGCCUCCACCGCUGCCACCGCCACCCCCACCAGCCCAAGAGACCCAGGAGCCCAGCCCCAUCCUGGACAGUGAGGAGACCAGAGCAGCAGCCCCUCAGGCCUGGGCUGGCCCCAUGGAGGAGCCCCCUCAGGCACAGGCGCCUCCCCGGGGGCCAGGCAGCCCUGCAGAGGACUUGAUGUUCAUGGAGUCUGCAGAGCAGGCUGUCCUGGCUGCUCCUGUGGAGCCUGCCACAGCUGACGCCACCGAGGUCCACGAUGCAGCUGACGCCAUUGAAACCGACACUGCCACUGCAGACACCACUGUUGCCAACAACGUGCCCCCCGCUGCCACCAGCCUCAUUGACCUAUGGCCUGGCAAUGGGGAAGGGGCCUCCACACUCCAGGGUGAGCCCAGGGCCCCCACGCCACCCUCGGGUACUGAGGUCACCCUGGCAGAGGUGCCCCUGCUGGACGAGGUGGCUCCGGAGCCACUGCCGCCAGCAGGUGAAGGCUGUGCCACCCUUCUCAACUUUGAUGAGCUGCCUGAGCCGCCAGCCACCUUCUGUGACCCAGAGGAAGUAGAAGGGGAGCCCCUGGCUGCCCCCCAGACCCCAACUCUGCCCUCAGCCCUUGAGGAGCUGGAGCAAGAGCAGGAGCCAGAGCCCCACCUGCUAACCAAUGGCGAGACCACCCAGAAGGAGGGGACCCAGGCCAGUGAGGGGUAUUUCAGUCAAUCACAGGAGGAGGAGUUUGCCCAAUCGGAAGAGCUCUGUGCCAAGGCUCCACCUCCUGUGUUCUACAACAAGCCUCCAGAAAUCGACAUCACAUGCUGGGAUGCAGACCCAGUUCCAGAAGAGGAGGAGGGCUUCGAGGGUGGUGAUUAGUGGUGGCGCCAACCCUAGGCUACCCUUGCCAAGGCCGCCCACCUGCAUCGGCCUCUGGCCAGACGGCCCGCCGUGCCUGCAUUCGCAGCAGCUCCGCCUGGCACCCACUCUGGAUUCCGGCCCUGGCUGGGGACUUGGCCGCUUCCCUACCCACAGGGCCUGACUUUUACAGCUUUUCUCUUUUUUUUAAAAGUUGAUAGGAGACUUGUACAGUUGACUGGUUUUCCUCCCGUUGGUAGUUGAGACGCUGUUGCAAAUUCCACCCCUCCUUCCCUGGUCCAGAUUGUAGCUCUUAGUCCUCCCUGCUCAGCUGGCCGGGGUGGAGGCCUCACCCUGCUUGGGGCCUGGCGUUCGGGGAGCUCUGGUGGGAAAAUGUCUCCCACCUCUUUUCCUAGUUUUAUGUUUCUUGGAAAAAUAUCACUUUGUAUUCUCUGUCCAGGGCUUCAGAUAUUUUGCACGAAUUUUAAAACAUGGCAAUAAAUGGCUCGUGGGCUCUGGCUCCCUGGGACCCCCUCCCCGCCCUUCUUUUGACCCCUUCUUGUCUGGCCCAAAGGAAGUAGCAGGCCCAGCUGGGGCCCCUCGGCUGCCCCCCCCCCUCUCCUGCCGGGCAGGUCCCAGGCUGGAGGCCCUAGGCGCGGUUCAGGUCAGGGCUAUGGAUGGGGCCCAGGGGCUUUGGUGGCCCCUCCCCAACUCCUUCCUCUUUGCUUGGGUUCCUUUUUCACGUUCAGUAACUGUUUUUUUUGGAAAGCACAAACUUCUGUAACGGGUCGUGCUCAUGUCUGUUAAUAAAGAAAUCCAGAUCCC
Messenger RNA from Mandrillus leucophaeus (drill), 2748 nucleotides. It is a transcript of the gene DBN1, whose product is annotated as drebrin 1. The transcript has 14 exons. Gene Ontology annotation, molecular function: actin filament binding. Gene Ontology annotation, biological process: positive regulation of axon extension; regulation of actin filament polymerization; neuron projection morphogenesis. Bases 1 to 1944 code for a protein of 647 amino acids. NCBI's taxonomy places the organism in Eukaryota, Metazoa, Chordata, Mammalia, Primates, Cercopithecidae. The record is from RefSeq and is a predicted model, not a curated record. Gene Ontology annotation, cellular component: cortical actin cytoskeleton; postsynaptic membrane; dendrite.